Molecule: messenger RNA, 618 nt
Organism: Lactuca virosa
Lineage: Eukaryota; Viridiplantae; Streptophyta; Magnoliopsida; Asterales; Asteraceae
Source: the annotation of a GenBank genome assembly
AUGAAGGAAAAGCUGAAUUCAAAACUCAAUGAUGCGAUAACAAAGUUCCCUGAAAAGGAAAGUUUUAGGAUCUUCAAAGAAAAAAUGACAAGUAUAAUUGUUGAAAAAAAAACUGAAAGCACAACACUUUUUGAGUUUCCAAGUAAUGAAACUGGAGUUGAAGGUAUCAAUUUGACACCAAUAAUGCGUAAAAAACCAAAUGAUCAAAAAGAAAAUGAAGAUAAAGAAGGAAAUGGUGAAGAAGACAAUGAUAAUGAUGGAAUUCAACCGGAAGUAGAUUAUUUACUUGAUUCAAACGAAGCAGAGAAUGAAGGAAUAAAGAAUGAUGGAGAUAACAAUCAAAUAGAAGGUGAAACUGAAGUAAAAGAGAAAGAUGGAAAGAACAAUGAAAAUGAGAAUGAUGAAGAUAAAAACGAUGAUGAGGCUGAAGAAACAAAUAAUCAUGGUGAGACUAUUCAACAAAGUGAAAAUGAAAAUAUGUUGGAUAAAGUUGUUGACAACAUUGUGGAUAAUGUCAUUGGAAUUGGAUUUUCAAGUUUAAAUAGUCAAGAAGAUGAAAUCUGGAAUGACCCUGAAAUUAAAACUAUUUUGGAUAAUAUUGAUAUAGGUAAAUUUUGA